AUGUGCCACACCAGCUGCUCCGCUGUCUGCCAGCCGGCCUGCUCCGGGUCCCCGUGCUGCCCACCCCUGGGCUGCGGGGUCCCCUGCUGCCGCCCGGCCUCCUGCGUGGCUCUGCUGUGCCGGCCCGUGUGCGGCGUGGGCGCCUCCUGCCACCCGGGCUGCUGCGUGCCCAGCCCCUGCCAGGCAGCCUGCUGUGUGCCCGUGUGCUGCAAGCCCGCCCCUGCCAUGUGCGUGGCCCCCUCCUGCCAGUCCUCCUGCUGCUGCCAGCCCUCCUGCCCUGCCCUCCUCUGCAGACCUGUCUGCUGCAGCACCCCUGCCUGCUGCUAA
Messenger RNA from Choloepus didactylus (southern two-toed sloth), 327 nucleotides. RefSeq names its product keratin-associated protein 12-1-like. The record is from RefSeq and is a predicted model, not a curated record. Bases 1 to 327 code for a protein of 108 amino acids. Gene Ontology annotation, cellular component: keratin filament. The transcript has 3 exons. NCBI's taxonomy places the organism in Eukaryota, Metazoa, Chordata, Mammalia, Pilosa, Megalonychidae.